UAUAUAUAUACACACACCCACACACUCCAACAUAUUCAUUAAGCUCUAAUUUCUCCAUUUAUAUAUAUACAUAUACAUAUACAUAUAUAUAUAUUCAUUCACUACUGCUACUGAUGCAUCAACCAAAGGAACCAGAUUACUCUUCUCCUCCCCAAUUACCCACCAGGUGGUGGAGUAGGGAGAUGACGGCGGUGGUGACGGGAGCUAACAAAGGGAUAGGGUUUGCACUGGUGAGGAGGCUGGCGGAGAUGGGAUUAACGGUGAUUUUAACCGCCAGAGACGACGGAAGAGGCAGGAAAGCCCUUGAAUCUUUGAAGCAGGAAGGGUUUCAUCAUCGUCUCCAUUUUUACUGCCUUGACGUAUCUAAUCCUACUUCCAUCAAUGCCUUUGUCUCUUGGUUCACCGCAAAUUUUGCAGCGUUAGAUAUUCUUAUAAACAACGCUGCCGUUUCAUUCAACGACAUAGAGGAAAACACAGUAGAUCACGCAGAGACAGUGAUGAAGAUCAACUUCUAUGGCGCCAAGCUCCUCACCCAAGCUCUCUUACCUUUCUUUCGUCGUUCUCCUUCCGUCAGCCGCAUUCUCAACAUCACCUCCAGACUCGGCUCUAUAAAUAAAGUGAGAAACCCUAGAAUCAAGCAAGUCCUGAGAGACGAGAAUUUGAAGGAGGAGCACAUCGACGGAAUAGUCCAAUUAUUCCUGGAAAACGUCAAGGAUGGGACAUGGAGGAGCCAAGGGUGGCCGGAGAUUUGGACGGAAUACGCGGUGUCGAAGCUGGCGCUGAACGCGUACACGUGGGUUUUGGCGAAGAGGGAGGAGGGAAGGAGAUUGAGUGUGAAUUGCUUUUGCCCUGGAUUUACUCAGACGGCAAUGACCGGCGGCAGAGGGACUCAUUCCGCGCAGGACGCCGCCGAAGUCGCCGCCAGCCUCGUCCUGCUUCCUCCCGAGAAGUUGCCAAGUGGGAAAUUUUAUAUGGGUUUUGGACCUUUUAAUAAUAUUAAUUGUACUUAUUCCAAGUUAUAG
This is a messenger RNA of Carica papaya (papaya), 1022 nucleotides long. RefSeq names its product NAD(P)-binding Rossmann-fold superfamily protein. The record is from RefSeq and is a predicted model, not a curated record. Lineage: Eukaryota; Viridiplantae; Streptophyta; Magnoliopsida; Brassicales; Caricaceae. Gene Ontology annotation, cellular component: membrane.